Brassicogethes aeneus is the source of this 4377-nucleotide messenger RNA. The record is from the annotation of a GenBank genome assembly. Lineage: Eukaryota; Metazoa; Arthropoda; Insecta; Coleoptera; Nitidulidae.
AUGUCAGCCAUUUUGACAAACUCCUUAGCCUCUGAACCUGGCAACCAGACGCAAGAUCGACCAGAAAGGUUAUAUUUUGGAAACGAAAAUUUCGCGACCUAUCGAUGGUAUUACGAAUCGCACGGGCAAAGCUACACGGGUCAAAUCUUGAAGAACAAUUUACACGGGAAAGGGUUUUACAAGUUCGAGAAGAACGGCGAAAAUUUUUUCUACGAUGGUCCAUUCUACGCGAACAAGUUUGAAGGGUACGGUCAGAUUUACUAUGAGAACGGAGGAAAGUUUGAAGGACUUUUCAAGGAUAACAAUCGGUUUGGUCCUGGGGUUUUUUAUUACAAAAACGGGGAAAGGGAUGUGGGUAUGUGGAAGGACGAUUAUUUGAUGCGUUUGUGCACAACUGUGUUACCAGAAUGCGUGCCGAAGCUAGCAACAAGUGAAAAUGGAAAAUUAAGAUUGCUCAAAUACAAAUACAUGAUACCGGUAUGCCCGCAAUACGAAGACACAGCCACAAAAAUGUUGUACGACAUAAAUAUAGACAAAAAUAUAUUCGACACAACCCAACACUUCUACAACAACGAAGUACGCCACACAAACUGUCUAUUCUUCAACAAAACCAUCUUCAACGAUACCUUCUAUACUGAAAACGAUUGCACCAUAGACGUUAUAGUUCCUGAAGAAGAAAACAUAGACGAAGAAACACUACAAAUUGAUGCAGCGAGUCAAUACAGAUUCACGAAAAUUUGCGAUGAGUUAAAUCUGAUAAGAGAGAAGCUAGAAGUGUUAAAUAAACGUAAAAUGGCAUUAAUUAAACAAAUGGAAAUUUGCAGGUUGUGUUGCUAUCCCCCGGAGCCCGAAUACGAAAAUUUCGAAAGUAAUUUUACCUAUAAAAGAAACAUUAACACUGAUAAAAGUUACAUUAACACCAAUACCGACUUGGACGAUUUAAUAAGUCACGCGAAUAUUUCUUUUUCAAGUUUUGGAACCACGCAUUACUCAAAUAGCAUGCUAAAUAAAUACGAUGAAAACCUUUACGAGGAGGAAGACAAUAUACAUGAUGAUGUGCUAAAACUUUUUGAAGACCCGUGCCAAUGCUUUGAGAAAUACAUUGAUAUUGAUUACAUUGAAUUGGAACUGGAGAAACUGGAAAUAGCCAGAAAUUACUUGAGCAACAUACAAGCACAUCUCAAAGCCCGAAUUUUCAUCGAGUUCAACUUGAAAGAAUAUAAGCCAGUGAUAAAAAAAGUCUCCAUAAAAGAACUGUUAUCAAUAAGCAAUGAACCGAUAUACAUGGCGAUGUUAUGCCAUUCUUUUCUCAACAGAAAAUUUGAAAAUAACAUCAACUUCAACAUCUGCAACGUCCUAACGGGCGCUCUAAACGAUCACAUACCGGGUGCGUACGAAAGAAGUUGCGUGGAUUUUUUGGAGAAAAGCUGUCGACAAGAUGAUUUAGCCAUCCUUACUCUGUAUACCACCACAACAAAUAUAAACCCUGAUGUUUGUGAUAAUAAGGGCAAUUCCGGUGUUAUUUUGGCAGCUUCGAAAGAUAAUCUAAGUACGAUUGAUAUGUUAUGUAAACUGGGAGCGAAGUUAGACUAUAUAAAUGAUGAAGGGUUGAAUGCUUUAAACAUAUCUUUAUUGAGGUAUCUAGCUAUACUGUAUGAUGUUACCUCAUGGGAAGAUGCGUUUUUAACCCCAAUAGAAGUGGAUGACUUCAAAAAGACGACAAAAUGGUGCCCAAAACAUUCAAAAGAUUCCAUUAAAAUUAAAUACAGGGAAAGUUUUGAAAAUAUUAUCGAAGAAGAUGCAAUCAAAGAACAAGAAUAUUUGUUUAAAAUAGAGUUAAAACCACGUUUUAAAUCAAAAGUAAAGAAAAAAUCAAAGAAACAAAAAAAAAGCAAAACCAGAGAACCUAAAGUAAUACCACCAAGGGAAAUACUGCAAAAACUCCCAAGUGUGGAAAAGACAAUACUUAAAUUAUUGGAGCAUAAAGCCGACAGUGAUAUUUGUGACGUCCCAAUACCAACCAUAUUUCUAGGGUUGUUUUCCAAAAAACCCCAGAUUGUUUUUGAGAUGUUAAAUAGAGGAGCGUUCCCUGAUAUUAUUUUGGAAGAUGGUUUGACACCAUUACACGUUAUAACAAGUUCAGAGCCUUGCCUGGAAAAUGUGGAAAUAUGUAAAACAUUGUUGAAAUUCUGCAAUCCUGAUUUAAGAGUUGAAAGUCAUUGGAAUCAUAUUAAAACUAAACUAUUAGGAAAAAAUAGUAAUAUCAAGUUUGAUGAUGAUCUAGGGAAGACACCUUUACAUAUUUUGUGUCUACGGCAGGAUCAUCACUUGGACAAUUGCGAUUUUUUUAAGAAAAUGUUUUUAGCUUUAUAUAAACACUCCAAUAAAGUAAAGUAUUUGGGACACAACUAUUUUUCACUGGCUGCGAUAUCAGGAAACCUAAAGUUGAUUCAAGCUAUUUUUGAAAGUGGGAAAAUGAAUCCAUACGCCCUUCUGGAUUAUAAUAUGGGUAAUAUUUUGACUUUAUUCAUACUGAAAAGGUAUAAGGGUAUAUACAGUUUAGAUGUUUGUAAAGAAAUUAUGGAUUGUAUAGUCGAUUCCGGUGGUAACCCACUACACAGAGUGGGAGAUUUUGAAAAUGCUGUUGCUUUUAUGGACAAAGAAUAUGAAGUUUUCAAAACCAACAAAAAAGGUAAGAAGGGGAAAAAGGGUAAAAAGGGUAAAAAAGGCAAAUCCAAAAGUAAAAGCAGUAAGAAAACAAAAUCAAAAUCCAAAAAAAGUAAAUCGUCGAAAAAAAGCAAGAAAAAGAAAAAAAUUGACACCACCGACUAUUUGAAGGCACUAUGCAGAGUUAACAUACAUAGGUGUAUACAGAAGAGGUUAACAAAGGCUUUUUACGAUUUUUCCGAAGAAAAUACUUUGUUAGAUAUUCCUACCCUUAAGUAUUUAGCACAAUUUUUAAACCCAGAUCAAGUGGUAAAAGACCUUCAAAUAUUCUUCAACAGAAAAAAUAUACCACUCGAGAGGUUUGAUAAGGAUGUUUGUGUGAGAAUUUUGGAGUUUGUGAAGAAAAAUCAGAAGAAAGUUAAGAAGAAACGUAAAAAGGGGAAGAAGGGAAAAAAAGGAAAAAGUAAAUCUUCUAAAUCAAAAAAAUCGAAAUCCUCGAAAAAGUCAAAAAAGUCGUCCAAAAAGUCGUCAAAAGGUAAAAGCAGUAAAAAGUCGAAGAAAAAGGGAAAAUCCAAGGCUAAUUUGGAGCCAUUACCCCCCACAUUUGAAGAAAUCAUAGAUGGUCUAGACUUCAACCCAAUCAAACAAAAAAAGAAAAAAUAUCCAGUCAAAAUUCCAGGUUUGGACAAUUUAAAACAAUAUAGGGUAUGUUUUAAUUGUCUUAAAAGCGAGGGUAAAGACUUGUUUUUAUGUCCAAAAUGCGAGUUAGUCUAUUAUUGCUCCGAAGAUUGCAACAAAAAAGGAAAAAAGCUGGACAGUUUUCACAAAUGCAAAAAUGUUUACUACAAAAAGGCGAAAAAAUUACAGGAUGAAAAAGAAAAAAGGGGCGAUUUUAGUUUGGAGGAAAGCAACCUCAGCAAAAUUAUGCAAGAAGCUGAAAAUAACUGCAUGAACCACCACUGGCAGAAAAUGCGACUCCAAGAACUACAAGCCGAAGAAUCGGAACUCAAAAAACUUCAAAACGACCCUUACGGCCUAUACGCCCUUAAAAAAUCGAAAAAACAAAAAAAAAUACGCAGAAAAUCAUUUAAAUUCACCGAACACGAACAUAAAACUAUUCUUAAACGCGUUAAAUCACUCAAAAAAGUACGAACGCAAACAGAAGUAAGUACGGCAACGUCUACGACGACGUUGUCAAGUUUCGAGCGCAGCGAUAGCGAUUUCACCUGCGAAUCGAGCCGCCUGUCAAACGAAGGUUCCGCAAAAACCAAACUGACGAGAAUUAAGAAAAAAUCGUUAGUGUCAUCGAUUAGUUCUGAUGACAGCUCCACAAAUACCGAUUUUCACAAAAAUCAUAAGAAAAAACAUUCGUUACCGCAAUGUAAACCAAAAGCAUGCCCGAAUACACCCUGCGUAGCCACAGUACUCAAAAGAAAACCCCUGAAAGCUCUGAAAGCGUAUUUCAAUAAAAUCUCGCACGACGAUGCGAAGGUAUGCAACCCAGUUAACGUAACGAGAAUGCACAACUUUAUGCGGCGUUUGAAGAGGCUGCCGGAUAAAUAUCAGCGUUUUAUGGAAUUGUUGGGGAAGUUUUUUCCCGAUUUGGAUGUUUCGUUGUUGUUCGUGCCCUAUGCCUGCUACAGCGGCGGGCAGUUUUACUACAGGUUUUUGAAUGGCGAGUUUUUUACACAGACGUACAGUGCCAUGUAA